AUGAACAACUUUACUUCAUUUUUAGCUUCAUAUAAUGAGCUUGUCGAGCAGUGGCAAGAGCGACUUCGUAUCCUAAGGGACAUAGAAGAGAAAGCAGUGGAGUUUCCAGAACUUAUGCGGAUGAUUUGGAUUUUCAAACAGUCUUGCGUUGAGUUUCAAAAUUUUCAGGCCAAGCUGAAUUACUUCAGCGCAGAAUCUCUAUCUGGUGAUCUCUUCAAUCACUGGCAAGAAUUGAGCUCUGAUUAUAAUAAGAUUCGAGCUUGUUUUGCUGCUCUUGAACUGAGCGUGGACAAGUAUCACCACUCCCGAGCAAUGGCUGAAUCGUCUCCUCAUACUUCAGUCGAUCUAUCUCGACCAUUUGUCAAAUUUUCCAAUAUUCAUAACAGCAAAUCCAAUGCGGCCAAAAUGAGAGGCUCAAGAAUCCUUAAGAAGAAGUCAAGAAAGCUCAUAAUUUCCAUUCCGAUUCAUACAAUCGAAGGUUCAUUUUUCGACGGGACCAAAAGAGCGCGGAUUGUAACAAGAGAGUCGGGGGAGUUGACCUUAAUUCUUCAAGUGAGCAAAGAAUAUCUAACUUUGAAUGCGCGACCUUCACUAGAUAUGGAAGAAGAAAUGCGACUUUCUAUUUUGCGCCAUCAAAAAGCAGGGGAAGAAGAAGCACGGAAACAAGCAGAAGCAGUUGUGGAGGCAGCGCGGAUAACAGCGAUCAAGAAAGCAGAAUUUAAAGCAAAAGUUCAAGCCGAAUAUGAAGCAGAGUCCCAGGCAAAAGCUGCAGCAGAAUCUCAGGCAAAGGUUGAAGAGGAAGCUCAACUUCAGCAGGCCACCAGCCAACUUCCAUUCAAUUCUGAUGACUCCGUUAGUCCAGAGAGCUGCAAGAGGGCCAUCAGUAAUGGUAGUAUGCCUGAACCAAUGUCAAGAUUUCAAGCCCCUGGCAUGGAAGAAAUUCGACAAGCUCUGAUUACUACCACGAACCAGAUGUAUCUCAGUCAUAAACGAACAGCAAAAGCUUCCAUGAUCAAGCGCCGAGUUAGGAAGGAGUUUCAGCUUGGCAAGAACUUCUUUGAGGAGAAUGAUUGGCCAAAAAGAUGUGACAUAAUCAUCUUGAGGGCAUUCAAGGAGGCCUGGGGCUCAUUCACGGCACUGCUAGGUUAUCACUUGGAAUUGGUGGCAGAAGUUUAUGGAGUUAAGCGAUCAUUAUUGUUACUUGCUAAGAAUCGCGUCUCUAUCUUUUUGCGAUUUGUGAUCACCGCUGGGAAAGGCAUUUCUAUACAGAAUAUUACAUACCAUCAAUGGGAGAAGCUCAUAUAA
Botrytis fragariae is the source of this 1305-nucleotide messenger RNA. RefSeq lists its product as uncharacterized. Bases 1 to 1305 code for a protein of 434 amino acids. The transcript is spliced from 4 exons. Lineage: Eukaryota; Fungi; Ascomycota; Leotiomycetes; Helotiales; Sclerotiniaceae. The record is from RefSeq and is a predicted model, not a curated record.